UCCAAUCCAAAGCCCAGUAGAGUUCAUUUUUAUACUAACUUGUAUUCUAUUCUACUACUUCUAGCUAGGUUUUCUUUCUUCCCCUUCCUUUGGGAUACUCUAUCUCUACAACAGUCUCUUACCCUUCAACCAUUUCAAAAGAAGAAGAAGAAGCAAAAACUCACACACUCACCUCAAUUUUCUUCUUCUUCCUUCGAUUCCAAUGGCGUCCAAGUUCGGCUUAGCUGGUGGAAUUCCAGAGCGCAAGGUUCGUCCCAUAUGGGACGCCAUUGAUUCUCGCCAGUUCAAGAGCGCUCUCAAGCAUGUCACCACUCUCCUCACCAAGCACCCUAAUUCCCCUUACGUUCUCGCUCUCAAAGCUCUCGUUUUGGAACGAAUGGGGAAGCCCGACGAAGCGCUUUCGGUUACCCUCAAUGCUAAGGAGCUUUUGUAUGCCAAAGAAUCUCUCUUGAUGGAUGAUCUCACUCUCAGCACACUGCAGAUUGUUUUCCAGCGACUGGAUCACUUGGAUUUUGCUACUGAGUGUUAUGAACAUGCCUGUGCUAAAUUCCCCAAUGACAAGGGAUUAAUGAUGGGGUUGUUUAACUGCUAUGUUCGCGAGUACUCAUUUGUGAAGCAACAACAGACAGCUAUUAAAAUGUACAAGCUCUUUGAAGAAGAAAGGUUUCUUCUUUGGGCAGUUUGUAGCAUCCAACUUCAGGUACUUUGCAGCAAUGGAGGAGAUAAGCUAUUAGUUUUAGCUGAAGGCUUACUUAAGAAACAUGUUGUUUCACAUAGCUUAGAUGAGCCUGAAGCUCUUAUGGUCUAUAUUUCCAUAUUGGAACGUCAAACUAAGUUUGGGGAUGCUUUGGAAAUUCUUUCUGGGAAAUUGGGAUCGCUAUUGAUGAUUGAUGUUGACAAGCUACGGAUGCAGGGGAGACUUCUGGCUCAGGCAGGUGACUACACCGCUGCUGCUGAUAUCUUUCACAAAAUCCUAGAGUCAUGUCCAGAUGACUGGGAAGGUUUCCUGCAUUACUUAGCCUGUUUGCUGGAAGAUGGCAGCAUUUGGUCUGAUGAGGCUGUUAAUGAUCCAGUUCACCCCCCAAAAUUUGUCAAUUGCAAAGUUUCACACUUGACAGAUGAACAGUUUGACAGUCAAAUAUCAACAGCAUCAGUUUUUAUACAGAAGUUACAAGCUGAUACUGUGAAUAAUUUGAUAAGGUGUCCAUACCUGGCAUCUAUAGAAAUUGAAAGAAGAAAACAUUUACGUGGGAAGGAGAAUGAUGAGAACUUAAUGGAUAGCAUUGUGCAGUACUUUUGCAGGUUUGGUCACUUGGCCUGCUUCACUUCUGAUGUUGAGAUGUUUGUUGAAGUCCUGUCUACCGAUAGGAAGGCAGAGCUCUUGGAGAAGUUAAUGAAAAACAGAAGUGCUUUAUCAGCUCCACCAAAGAAGACACUCGAGCUUUCUAUAAGCCUUUUCAAAACUAAACAAUUAUUGCUAGGGGACAUGUUCAAGUGUUCUGAAAGUGAUCUUGGGGUCUUUUGUGUUCAAAUGUUUGAAAUGUAUUGCAAGAACCUUCCGCUUUCAAAAGAUUUGGAUCCUCAAGAGAGUAUGCAUGGUGAGGAGCUGCUUUCAAUGAUAUGUAAUCUUUUGGUCCAGUUAUUCUGGCGUACUAAGAGUGCUGGCUACUUGAUAGAGGCAAUUGUGGUUUUGGAGUUCGGCUUAGCCAUACGAAGAUAUGUAUCACAGUACAAGAUCUUGCUGUUGCACUUGUAUUGUCACUAUGGCGCUCUUUCAGUAGCACAUGAAUGGUAUAAAUCACUGGAUGUGAAGAAUAUUUUGAUGGAAAGUAUGUUGCACCAUAUUUUGCCUCAGAUGUUGGUAUCUCCACUUUGGACUGAUUUAAACUGUCUGCUAAAGGAUUACCUGAAGUUUAUGGAUGACCAUUUCAGAGAAUCUGCAGAUUUAACAUUUCUUGCAUAUCACCAUAAAAAGUACUCAAAAGUAAUUGAAUUUGUCCAGUUUAAGGAUAGGUUGCAACACUCUAGUCAGUAUUUAGCGGCUAGAGUUGAAACACCCAUUUUACAGCUAAAGCAGAAUGCAGAUAACAUCGAAGAAGAAGAGGGCAUACUUCAAAGCUUGAAAUGUGGUGUUCACUUCCUUGAGCUAUCUAAUGAGAUUGGGUUGAAGUCUUUGACCUUCAAUGAAGACUUGCAGACACGGCCCUGGUGGACACCAACUUUGGAUAAAAAUUACCUCUUAGGGCCAUUUGAAGGGAUUUCUUAUUGUCCUCCUAGAGAAAUACCGACCAAAGAGAGGGAGGUGAGUUUAAAGAGGGUCAUUCAGAAGAAAUCCCUACUUCCUCGGAUGAUCUAUCUUUCAAUUCAAAAUGCCUCAGCAUCAAUCAAAGAGCAUGUUGAGGUCAAUGGUUCUGUUACACCAGACAUCACUUUGGAGCUGAAAUUAUUGCUUGAGCGCUAUGCACAAUAUUUGGGCUUUUCUUUUAAUGAAGCAAUAGAAGUGGUCAUGGAUUUCUCUAAUGGUCAACGUUCUUCCGUGGUCUCUGACUCCAACUUAAUUGACUGGUUGAAUUUCAUGGUAUUCUUAAAUGCGUGGAGCCUAGGUUCCCACGAACUUGGGCACCCUGAUAGCAAUGGAUGUAGGCCUCGUAUUUGGAAUACCUUAGACUCUUUGCUGGAGAAGUAUAUUUUGGAGAAGGUUAGGUCCAUAGAGCCCCAUCUCAGUUCUCCUUGUAGUGACAUUCAACUUUUGAUGCAAUUAGUUACGGAACCUUUGGCCUGGCAUGGACUUGUGAUACAAUCUUGCUUGAGAUCAUGUCUUCCAUCGAGUAAAAAGAAAAAGAAAAGUGGAUCCGCUCAUCAGUCUAGCUCAAAUCUGGUGCAUGCAAUCACAGAUUCUGUCCAGAAUUUAUCUCUUGUCUUGGAGGAUGUUAUGAAAUGGAUAAGUGAAUGGAACAGAAGGCCUGAAGAUCAGAAUUUGGAGGACAUUCUCUUGCUUCUUCGGAAAGGUGGUCAAAGUGAUGGGCCAGGGAAGGUCUUUCACAUUUUAGAAACUUUCAUUUCCUCUAUGAAUGAUGAGGAACUCGGUGAUCGCAUCUCCCAAUCACUCAAGUCUUGGAGUCCUGCUGAUGUUGCCAGGAAAAUGAUCACCGGGAAGCUUAAAGUGUUGACAGAAUUUUCUGCCAUCUGCGAGUCAAAAUUGAAGUUAUUACAAUCUGUGAAACAGCAGCUUGCUCAACUUUGAAGAGAUUAUACCAUUUGCUGUUGCUGAAGUUUUAUUUCAGCUUGACAAACGGCUUUACAGAAUACCAUUUCAGAAGCUUCUAUGAAUUCAAUAUGGUUUGUUGCGAGGUGACUAUUGGCGUUUUUUGUCAUCUUGUAAAAUUUUCUGAAGAGUGUACAUUGAAUACCCCCUUUUUGAGCUGUUGUCGGGUCUCUUUGCCCGAGCAAAAAUUUUGGCAUUGUAUAAUUGGUUUCCUUCCUUGUUUUGAAAAAUAUUUAUGACGAACAUUAUGAUCAGAAUCAGACUCUUCAGUCAUCAAUCCAACAGCACUUUUUGGUUAGCA
Lotus japonicus is the source of this 3566-nucleotide messenger RNA. Its product is annotated as N-terminal acetyltransferase B complex auxiliary subunit NAA25. The coding region runs from base 203 to 3244 and encodes 1013 amino acids. Gene Ontology annotation, cellular component: cytoplasm; NatB complex. NCBI's taxonomy places the organism in Eukaryota, Viridiplantae, Streptophyta, Magnoliopsida, Fabales, Fabaceae. Gene Ontology annotation, biological process: N-terminal peptidyl-methionine acetylation. The record is from RefSeq and is a predicted model, not a curated record. Gene Ontology annotation, molecular function: protein-N-terminal amino-acid acetyltransferase activity; protein binding. The transcript is spliced from 19 exons.